Pieris macdunnoughi is the source of this 1056-nucleotide messenger RNA. The record is from the annotation of a GenBank genome assembly. NCBI's taxonomy places the organism in Eukaryota, Metazoa, Arthropoda, Insecta, Lepidoptera, Pieridae.
AUGCAAGACGUUUUAGACGAAGACAGCGAGAUGGGUGAUUGGCUGAUCAGAGACAGGGACUCCAAAUUGGGCGUGGUACUGCACGACAGGCUGAUGUCAGAGGCCCUGGGCGGCGCGCCCAUCAAGACAGAACACAGCUACAGCCUACACUCAGACGUCGAAUCAGAGCCGCCCUCACCUAAUCACACCAAAGUUGAUGACAUGGAAGAUGAAUGCUACCCCGCUAUUCCAGCCAGCGCGUGGCGAAGCAGGCGGCGUUCCAGCGGUUCCCCUCUACCAGAAGUGAAGGCUGAGCCCAAGUCAGAACCAGAGUCACCUGCCUCCAGCUGUCCACCUUCACCAAUUCCUGGCACGCCGGUCACACAUGUCGAUUAUGUCAUUGAUCACACGACGGGGACAAUCCACAUGCCACAAGCCGUGCUACAGAAAGUAGGGGCAGCGGGAGUUCCACAGUUACUGCUAAGCACCGCGCCGCGCAUCGCUAACUCCUUAAAUAAUAAUAAACUCUCCAUCAAAGUCACAUCCUCAGGGUCUUCAGCAGGCUUCAAUCUCCCACCAACGCCGCCAUCUUCCCUGUCUUCAUCAGACAGUGAAGGUGCGUUGUCGCCUGCCCACGAGACCUCACCGCCAACAGCGCCGGCCCCGCCGUCUCGCAGGACCCAUCUCUACGUGUCUCACCACUCUCGGCAACCUAUUAAUACGCCACUUAUAAGUAGCCAACCGAAAGGUUCAACGGGCACUCUUAUGCUAACAGAGGAAGAAAAGCGCACAUUGCUAGCGGAAGGUUACCCUGUACCCACACGCCUACCCCUGACCAAGGCUGAGGAAAAAUCUCUAAAGAAAAUUAGGAGGAAAAUUAAAAAUAAGAUAUCUGCACAAGAAAGCAGACGCAAAAAGAAAGAAUACAUGGACCAAUUAGAAAGGAAAGUGGAGAUACUAUUAUCAGAGAAUACGGACUAUAGGAAGAAAGUAGACAACUUAGAGCAGAAGAAUGCAAGUCUAAUGAGUCAACUGGCCGCUCUUCAGGCUCUUGUGAACCGAGGGGGUAGGAAGUGA